Dreissena polymorpha is the source of this 2837-nucleotide messenger RNA. RefSeq lists its product as uncharacterized. Lineage: Eukaryota; Metazoa; Mollusca; Bivalvia; Myida; Dreissenidae. The record is from RefSeq and is a predicted model, not a curated record. The transcript is spliced from 18 exons. Bases 118 to 2421 code for a protein of 767 amino acids.
UUCUAGUGUAUCCGCAUGCCCACUGGAUUAUUGCCUUGUACAAUUAAUAGUUUCACAACGGACUAAGUUGCAUACUCUGGACUGCAGUGUUUGAACGCUGUACGGAGAGUGUACGCCAUGUCCUGGAUAUUAGGUGCAUUUCAAGCCGGUGUGCUGCUGGCCGCGUGCCUUCUGGCGGUCCUAGGGCCCUCUCAAGGACAUGCCAGGUUGCAGAAGACGAGUGAUUCCGACUUUGUCAUUAAUAUCGUCACCGACGGCACAUAUAGCAUUAAGAUCAAAGGCAACACAUGGCUGAGUAGCGCCCCGACGUACUUCAUCGCCAAUAAUAAGACGUACAGCGCGGCGGACAAGACGUUGAAAUUGACCCAAGCGUCCGCGUCGUCGGGGUCGGAUCAACUCGGAAAAUGGCAGUCCACCGAAUUCGCCUACGUCAUCAAUGACUCAAAUAUGACAAGAUUUAGCGCCGUUAUUAAGACGUAUUUCGAUCUGCCCGUCAUAAUCUUCAGUCAGGUGUGGCGGGACGGUGCCACGGGGACCAAUGGCAAGACGUAUGAGGACCUGUGUGGAGGAUAUCCGGGCUUCCAGGUCGGAGGUCAGUCAGAAACGCUGGGCUUCCUUUCAUACGGAGGCAUGAUGUUUGGUGACACGAAGAAAAAAAUUGACCUGUGGACUAACACUACGAAUCGCCUCAACGACGGUAUAGAAGGCGGGCCUCUAGCGAUAUUUGACAAGGACGGUAACACGCUCGUAUUUUCGCCCUUUAACAGUUUCAUGGCAGCCUCGUUCCUUCAUGCGGAUGGGAAUUACUACGGGGGAGUUAUGGGAGGUGUUUCUGAGAUACCGGCUGGCUACAACCAAGACUUCAUUUUGUAUUAUGCAUCUGGAAUAAACAAGGCUUUUGAGGGCUGGGGUGCAACGUUGCGGGGAUAUUACGGCAAGAAACCGGAAAUGCAGAGGAAUGAUUUGACAAUCACCCACCUUGGCUACUGGACGGACAACGGGGCCUACUAUUAUUACAACACGGAACCAGAUAAAAACUACCAACAAACGGUCUUGGACGUAAAGAAAUACAUCAAUAUGACCGGCAUACCAUACAAGUAUUUCCAGUACGACUCCUGGUGGUACUACAAAGGCAUAGGCGACGGCGUGAAGACUUGGGUAUCCAGGCCGGACGUCUUCCCGGACGGAUUUGUAAAUGUUUCUCGUAUGCUGAACUUACCCGCCGCGGCACAUAACAGAUACUGGGCGGCGGACACGACGUAUGCCAAACAGAAUGGCGGUAAGUACGAGUUCGUGGUGGAGGCGGUGAAGGCACUUCCGGUGGAUCAGCUCUUCUGGUACGACCUGUUUAGGGACGCCAAAAAGUGGGGACUGAUCCAGUAUGAACAGGACUGGUUGAAUGUAGAGUUCAGCGGCGUCCAGGCGCUCCUACACAACCUCACACUGGGUACCACGUGGCUCACCCAGAUGGCGUACGCGGCGGAGGAUUCCAACAUCUUUAUCCAGUACUGCAUGUCGAACCCUCGGCAUGCAAUGCAGGCCGUCAUGUACGCAGCCGUCACGCAGGCCCGUGCAUCAGAUGACUACCACCCAGGUAGCAACCAAUGGGCCAUCGGGAUCUCGAGCAUCUUCGCAGCCGCCAUGGGGGUCGCGCCGUACAAGGACACGUUCUGGUCGACGGAGGUCCAGCCCGGAAACCCGUACAAGGGCACGGAGCCGAACUACAAACUACAGGCGAUUGUCUCCACCCUCAGUACAGGCCCCGUUGGUCCCAGCGACAUGGUGGGCGGCAGCAACGUCGAUCUCAUUAUGAAGUGUUGCAGGAGUGACGGUAUGAUCCUUAAGCCGCAGUUUCCGGCCAGGGCUAUCGACGGUCAAAUUCUUAAGGCCGCCUUUAAGGAUAUCAAUGGACCGGAUGGAGAGGCGUGGGUCGCUCACACAGUCAUCGGCGGACUAACGUUCUCAAAUAUCCUCGUGGUGAACCUGGCCAAGGGAACCUCGUACACCAUGUACCCUAAGGAUACCGGCCUGUACCAGGGGGUUGGUGACCUGUUCGCAGUACCGUACGACUCGCCGUUCGGCUGGACGGGCUUCGACUCCAUGUACGGACUGACGUUCACGGAGGAGUUCACCACAGAGAGUCCCGCGCUCUACCACGUCUCACAGGGAAUCCCUGGCUGGUUCCAGACCACCAUUCUGGGCGAGCUAGACAAGUGGGUUCCGGUUUCCCCUCAGAGAGUCCAAGAUAUAACGUGGACAGACGACACCGUGACUGCGCCCCUCAUGGGAGCGCCGAAGGAGCAGUUCGACUUCUGGUUCAUCCUGGGCAGCAAGGAGAACAAGGUCAUCUGCGUGAUAGGCGUCGACGGUACCGCCACUUUCAAAAUGGACCUCAAUCUUGGCAUCGCCACGUGCCAGUAGCUACGUCAGGUGGAGUGUGACAGAGGAAUGCCGUUUCCAUUGUGAUUGAUACAUUAGAUGAUAUAUAGUUUCGUUGUACUACAGCAGAAAGUAAUGUAGCCAUGUAAAUUGCCUGGGUUCUUUUAGGUGUAAUUGAGGUCUAUAAUCACUUUAGUGUAAUGAGGAUAAAUCAGACGAAAAUAUUUUGUGUGUGAAAAUAAGAUAUUUAAGUUGUAAUUUAUCAUAUACUAUAUUCAGUCAGUAUAAGUCACUGUAUAUGUAUUUUAUUUUGUAUUAUAUAAAUUAAUAUAUUUUAGAUGCGGAUGUAGUAACCAUUCAGCGAAAUAAUAUGUUAUGUAGAUAUUGUUGUGAGUGUAUACUACCGUACUAUAUUGCUAGUAAAUAGCACACGAUCGCGAAUACAAAUAUAAAAUGUG